AUGCCACCAAACAAAAAAGUCAUGGAUAUCACAAAAUAUUUAAUCUCCGCCAAAGAUAAAAUCGUACAAUUUGAUAAACGUCUAAUGAGCUUUAUUACUGGAACAGUGUCAGCAAUGUCUAUAAUUGACAAUCCCAGCUUCAUUCAGUUAUUUGAAGGUUUUAGAAUUAAUGUUAAGUCACGAAAAACGGCAAUGAACCAUCUCAAUAAUGCUUUAAUCAAUAUGCUGCUCAAUUUUAAACAACAACUUAAGGAUGUAGAAUAUGUAAGUACUACGGCUGAUGUAUGGUCAAGCAAAACAAGAAGCUUUCUAGGUGUGACAUCUCACUGGAUUGAUCCCAAUUUCGAAAGAAAAUUGGCUGCAUAG
This is a messenger RNA of Psylliodes chrysocephalus, 366 nucleotides long. Lineage: Eukaryota; Metazoa; Arthropoda; Insecta; Coleoptera; Chrysomelidae. The record is from the annotation of a GenBank genome assembly.